AUGCUCUUCGCUAUGCAUGUACUAUUCGCGCUGUGCCUCUUGCUCACCCCAACAUGGGCGAUUUGGAACCCCAUCAUCUCGGGGUUCAAUCCUGAUCCUGCAAUUCUUCGUGUGGGGGAUGAUUAUUACAUCGCCACUUCGUCGUUUGAGUACUGGCCUGGGAUGCCAAUCUAUCACAGCAAGGACCUAUCGAAUUGGACGCUUAUUUCGCACGCCUUGACCAGGCCGGAACAGCUGCAACUCUACGGCGUCCCGACCGGAGCUGGCGCCUGGGCACCAAGCCUAGCCCACUUCCACAACAAAUUCUGGCUCUCGGGCAUGACGCGCUGGACCUACGACCCCGUAGCCCGCGUCUGGCCGCGGGUGUGGUUCAUCUCCUCCCCGGACCUCGUAACCUGGUCUGACCCCGUUUGGGCGGAGCCGUGGGGCAUCGACCCGGAGCUUUUCCAUGAUUCGUCGACGGGGAGGACGUAUCUGAACCUGAUGGCGCCGAAUAACAACCAAGAGAGGCUUUGGGGGAUUGCGCAGUGCGAGGUCGAGGUUUUGAGCGGGGCGUGCGUUGGAGAGUAUAAGAGUCUUUGGAAUGGGACGCUGGAGAGGAAUGCGACGGCUAGGCCUGAAGGGCCGAAGAUGUUUGUGAGGGGUGGUUGGUAUUAUCUGGUUGUUGCUGAGGGUGAGUUUUUGAUGUUGCACCGUACCUCGAUUGCUCGAAGUAAGUCGCCGUCUGGACCGUUUGAGGCCUGUCCGCAUAAUCCUCUCAUGUAUAACGGACAAUGGGGGGCCAAGAACUUGACUGUGCAGUCGACUGGGCACGCGACGUUUGUGGAGGCUGCUGAUGGGGAGUGGUAUGCUUCCUUCAUUGCGAGGCGGAAUGUGAAUGGCAGCUCGCCACUCGGUAUGUGUUAUUCCCAGAUGUCUUCUGGUGGGCCAGCAGACGGGAGUGCUAACUUGAAGGAUACAGGCCGUGAGACCUUUCUUGCGCAACUAACGUGGGAGAACGACUGGCCUUGGAUCAACAACGGGAAACCCAUUAUUCUCAGCGAAGAGGUAGGGCCCAAGACAGGAAUCAAGAAGACACCAGCCCCUUGGAUGGACGACUUCUCCGGAAAGGAGCUAGAUCCCUCAUGGUACCAGCUCCGAACGCCGUACGUCAAGUCAUACGAUGUCUGCAACGGGCGUCUGGUCUUUAAGCCCAACGUAUUUAGCUUGAGUGACCGGGAUCAUCCCGCGGCGGUGCUGCGAAAGCAGACGUCGUUGAACAUGACGUUUUCUGCGGAGCUGCUUGGGUUUGAGGGCGUGUUGGGGCAGAGGAUGAGGGUUGGGGUGUCAAGUUACUUGAGUGAGUUUCAACAUCAGGAUAUUGGUGUCAAGGGGUGCGAUGGUGGGAUUGGGGGUAUGUGUUUGUAUACGGAGGUGAGAAGGAAUGGCACUGUGGAUUACUGGCAAAGACCCCUCAACUCAUCGUCUCUGCUCAAGAGCGGGCUGAGACUUCAUAUCCGGGCUGAACCGUUGAUCUACCACCUGGGCUAUAGCACCGGCGAUGGCGAACCGACGUACGUCGCAAAGAUUGGUUCACGGUGGCAGGCUUUCGCGCCGGCGGGGUAUUAUGUGUUCACCGGGGCAUCUUUCGCGUUGUUUGCGACUGGUGAAGGUGAGCCGUGGCCUGUUGAUGGGCCGAAAGUUGGGUUCACGCGAGUCGAGGAGAGGUAUUAUGAGGAAGACAUUGGAGACUACGAUCGUUGGUGA
Colletotrichum scovillei is the source of this 1746-nucleotide messenger RNA. Its product is annotated as xylan 1,4-beta-xylosidase. Gene Ontology annotation, molecular function: hydrolase activity, hydrolyzing O-glycosyl compounds. Lineage: Eukaryota; Fungi; Ascomycota; Sordariomycetes; Glomerellales; Glomerellaceae. The transcript is spliced from 5 exons. Bases 1 to 1746 code for a protein of 581 amino acids. The record is from RefSeq and is a predicted model, not a curated record. Gene Ontology annotation, biological process: carbohydrate metabolic process.